CUUUCGGCGGUUGGUCUCGCGGUAAGAUAUCCUAUCAACCUCCUGUCCGUUCUGAAGAUGACAAAGUGACUUAUGAGAGGAGAAGUAUCGAAGUGGAGAGAAGGCGCCAGAGUUCAAGACCUAAUCAUGGCCACGCACGUGUUGAUGAUUUUACCAACUAUGCAACGCGCACAGAUGACUUUGAUCCAAACAUAACCGGUGCUAGACCUAAAACCUCUCCCCGCUUACAGAGGGAUCGUCAUGAGCAAACUAUCAAUAGGGGAGGUUAUAAGCAACAACGAGCAAUAAAAGGUCGCGGUGAUUCAACUCAACAGAAAGAAGAGGUGUCGUUUCAGAAAUCUGCCGAGCCAACUCGAAAGAGGCAUUCGUACGGACAAACGUUUCAGUACCGUGGGGGAUUCAGAAGAUUUGAUGCGGGCAACAACAGAGGACGGUCAACACACUAUAAGCUUGAGGCACGAGAUGGAGCAGAUAGAGAGAGUUACCAACCGUACCGUAGAGGUCCUCUCGUGCACCACAGAAGCGAAACAGCACGUCUUGAUGGAGUCUACCCGGGGACGAAGACCAGAAAUGCACCUGAUGAUCAGUCUGAGACCACACAUCAAAUGCAAAGCAUACCAUUUGUCAUGGAUACAGAGAGACAAGAAGAUAGGAACAAAAAUGCACCGACCUGUGACACUUCAGCCACAAGCUCAGCUAAUGGUCACAUAGCUGAAUUGCAGCCAAAACUGGACACCACUGUACAAGGGAGUAUCCCUGCAGAGCCAUACCAAGUCAAGCCUAAGACUAAGACGCUCCCAUUCACUGAGAAGCAACUGCAGAAGUUCUUGGAAGGAAAACCCUCCGUUGUCCUCUCUGAACUUGUGGAAAAGAAAGAUGAAUGCAUGGCGUUAUUAAAUCAAGACCAAAUCAGUGACAAUACAUUGCAAUUAAUACUACAGGUUCUAUCAAUCUUGUGCUCCUUAGAUCCUGUGUCAGCGCACAUUGAAGAAUUAAACGUGGUACUGACCAUGGUUGAGUCCUCGUUGUUUUUUAGUAAACACCUGACGAGGGUUUUGGUUUGUUUACCGAUCGAGGAACCUAGUGAAAUCGACGGCGAGAAUGACAACGAUGUUCAUAUGCUUGGUAUGGUUGUGAAAUUACUUCGGUUAUUCCUGCAGAACAAGCCGAGUAGCUACUCUGAAGUAGGCGGGGCUUUGAUUCUUUUGGAGAAGGUUGUAACGUCAGAAUGCCUUAUGGUAGACCUUCAGCAAUUGAAGAUUAGCUACCACGCAGUGGAACAGGCUCAGCGAACAGCAAAGGAGCGCGCCUCGGAGAAACCGCCACCAAACAACUUCAGAGAUAUCCCAAUCUUCCCGGAGAGCAGGGAGAUACGGCAAGUCACAAAACCAUUCCUGAGAAAGAACAUCAUCAAAGGCACAUACGAGAACGUUGAACACUACCUUGAUGUUCAGUUCCGGUUGUUGAGGGAGGAUUUUGUGGCACCUCUACGGGAAGGUGUAACUGAGUUCCUUUUAGAUACCAGUAGCCGUCUUCAAGACAUCCGCAUCUACAACAAUGUCCGUAUUCUGAAUCGUAAGAUGGGUUACAGCAGUUUGAUUCACACAUUGGCCUUUGACACGAAGCCUUUCCAACGUUACCACUGGGAAUCAAGUAAGCGUUUACUGUAUGGUUCUUUUGUCUGUCUCACAAAAGAUAAAUUCCAGCACAUUAUUUGUGCAACGGUGGAGAACAGAGACGUUAAGGCUUUAGUCUGUGGUAGAGUUGAUGUUCGCUUCCUGAAUGAGACUCGUAAUCUGUUGGAAGGUCCAUACAUUAUGGCAGAGUCAGCAGCUUAUUUUGAGGCAUGUCGCCCCGUGCUUGAGGGGCUCCAGCAGAUUAACGAACACAAUUUUCCUUUCAAGAAAUAUAUGGUAGAUGUGGCUUCCACUGUUGACCCACCAGCAUACCUCAAUGCUAGUCGUCCGUCUGAAAAGGACCUAAGUGAUGAGGAUUCUGUCACGUAUGACCUUACGAUACUUGAUAAGAAGUCAAGUAAGGCGACUGAAAUCCCGGUUCUGAAGAUGGAAUCCUGGCCAAGUGCAGAAGACUUGCAUCUUGAUGAGUCACAGAAAGCUGCUCUGCAAACAGCAUUGGCGAAGGAGUUCGCAAUUAUUCAAGGCCCGCCCGGGACAGGAAAGACCUACAUUGGCCUUAAGAUUGUACAGCUUCUCCUUCACAACAUGUCUCAUCCUCGACUGGAUGAAGGGAUGCAAGUUCGAGGUGGUGCUCCGCCCCAGGCGCCCAUUCUAGUAGUAUGUUAUACGAACCAUGCUCUGGACCAAUUUCUAGAAGGAAUCCAUCACUUUGGUGAACGCCGGAUAAUUCGCGUUGGAGGUCGAAGUAAUAGUGAGUUGCUACGAGACAGGAACCUUUCUUACAUAAGACAGAAUAGAAGAAAGGAAAAGCGCACAUGUCCACGUGAAGUUGGAACUGUUUUGAGACAACUACGGGAGGGUGAUGAGAUAAUUCGACGUCUACUUCUCAAGAUGGAACUGCCAACGAAGGUCCUACUAAACGUCAAGGCCUUGCGAGAAUACAUGACCUGUUCAGAAUACGAAGCUCUCUUACUACAACAUCGACGAGACAAUGCAUCUGAAGAAGAUCCACAGAAGUUGUUAAACUGGCUUAGUAUCAUUGAAGAGAGAAACGAUCAAACCAUUAAAGACGAGAUCUUUCACGAAAAUGCAGCGUACGAUCUGCGAUGCACUAAACGCUGUGGUAAAAACCGUGAUGUGGAUCCGGUCAAGGAGCUUCAAAAGCCUGAAGUGAUGACUGAUGAGAAGGCUAACACCGUUGAACGUGUCUGGUCUCUAAAGAUCCUAGAUCGAUGGCGUCUAUACAGAUUAUGGGUCAAGAGGUAUUUGGAAGAUCACAAAGUGGAACUUCAAAGGCAACGCCAGAUUCAUGAUGACCUAUCAAAGCAGUUACAAGCUUUAAAUUUGCAGAAAGGUGUUUUUCGAGGGAGAGGCAGAGGACGGAGGGGUUGGAAAGAUCCAAGAGAAGUAGAAAUGCACCUGCAAGCUACAACUGAGGCAAUUACAUUUUUGCUUCUAAAAAUUGAACUGCCUACCAAGGUCCUCUUGAACGUUUGGGCACUACAAAGGUACAUGAGUCGUUCGGAAUACGGAGCUCUUUUGAUACAACGCCAGCGAGGUCAGGAACCUCAAGAAGAUCAGCAGAAGCUCUUGAACUGGCUGGACGUCAUUGAAGCAAAUGAGAAUAUCCAGGUAGAUGAUGAGGGACGACGGAUUCAGUUGGAGCGUCAGGUCGACGAUAUGGACGACUUAGACAUUACUAAUGAAAAACGUCAAAUAACCAUUGAGCAGCAGACUUAUCGUGAAAACGCUGCGUAUGGUUUGAAAUGCAACAAACGUUGUGGCAAAAAUCGUGAUGUGGAGCCAAUUGUGGAGCUUCAAAAGCCUGAUGUGAUGACGGAAGGGGAAGCCGCAGGUGUGGAACGUGUCUGGUCUCUCAAAAUAUGGAAUCGCUGGCGUUUGUACAGAUUUUGGGUCAAGAGAUAUUUGAGGGAUCACGAGGCAAAACUCCAAGAGCAACGCCAGGUGCAUGAUAACCUGUUAAAAACGUUACAAUCUAUGAAUGGAGAGGAAGAUCUUGAAAUUCUUCAAAAGGCGAAGGUUAUCGGAAUGACGACCACUGGGGCAGCAAAAUGUCGGGCCGUGUUGCAGCGUCUUUGUCCCAGUAUUGUAGUAGUGGAGGAGGCUGCUGAGGUUCUUGAGGCUCACAUUAUCACCAGCCUGACUGAAAAAUGUCAGCAUCUCAUUCUGAUCGGAGACCAUCAGCAGUUGAAGCCAAACCCAACUGUCUACCGCCUGGCGAAGCAGUUCAACUUGGAUACCUCUCUGUUUGAGAGAAUGAUCAACAAUGGUAUGCCUUGUCGAUCGCUCACUCACCAACACCGAAUGAGGCCUGAAAUAUCCAAGUUGAUGAAGAAAUACUUCUACAAGAAUCUCUACGACGACCAAUCCGUUUUGAAAAUGGACAACGUCAAGGGAGUGGCGCAUAACAUGUUCUUCAUCGAUCAUCAACACCUUGAAAGUCAAAGUGGCGACAGCAAAACUAAAUCCAAUCAAUACGAAGCUGAGGUUCUUGUUGGAUUAUGCAAAUACUUAUUACAACAGGGCUACGAUAACUCUCAGAUCACCAUACUCACUGCUUACACAGGACAAAUGUUCUGCUUCAGGCGUCUUAUGGAUAAAGCAACCUUUGAAGGGGUUAGAGUUUGUGUUGUAGACAAUUUCCAAGGAGAAGAGAAUGACAUCAUACUUUUGUCUCUGGUACGAAGCAACGAGGAAGAAUCCAUCGGGUUUCUGCGCACUAAGAAUCGCGUCUGUGUUGCGCUGUCCAGGGCUCGGAUGGGUUUUUACUGCAUGGGCAACGGGAGCAUCUUGAAGAAGGCACAUAUUUGGCAGGACAUCUUUACUACCCUGGAGGCUGACAAUCGGAUCGGGGCCUCAUUGCCAUUGGUCUGCCGAAAUCAUCCCAACAAAAUCACACAGGUCACCUCGAAGGAGGAUUUCAUGGAAAAGGUUCCUCUUGGGGGUUGUGAUGUACCUUGUGAUGUCAGGCUUCCAUGUGGUCAUGUUUGUGCUUUACUGUGUCAUGCCUUUGACACUGACCAUGAGGAAUACACGUGUGAAAAGCCAUGCGUUAGAAAAUGCGAGCGACAACAUCCAUGUCCGCUUGAAUGCCACGAAGAGUGUAAAUGUCCCGUGGAACUUACCAAAACGAUGUCUGAUUGCGGUCACGUGAUCCAAGUUUCCUGUCAUGAAUAUGAUAGUAUCACAUGUCCUAAGCCGUGUCCAAGGUUCUGCCAUGAUAGUCAGCAUCAGUGUCGAAAACUGUGCUGUGAAAUCUGCCUGGAGAACUGUCCUGAAAAGUGCAAGAGAACGCUGCCAUGUGGCCACUCAUGUAGAAAUGCUUGCGGUGAUCUAUGUACUCGGUAUUGUAAAGUUCGAGUAGACAGGACACUGACCAAGUGUGGCCAUACUGUUCGCAUGGAUUGUGGCGCAAAACCAGAUAAGAAGAAGUUGGCUGAAAUGUUGUACAUGUACUUACCUUCAAUAGACGAUCCGUACACGUGCAAGGAAAGAUGUGAGAAGAUGCUUGAGUGUGGGCAUAGGUGUCCAAAUGUCUGUGGUAUACCUUGUAAGUUACCGUCACACUACCGUUAUCGAUUUAGAAUGAAUGUCAAAACAUGCGACGAACCUGUGGAAAGGACCUACACAUCUUGUGGCCACCGCGUGACGGUUCCCUGCCACAAGGACAUUUCGGAUGUGCCGUGCUCUGAUCAAUGCGAAAAGUUGUUGUCUUGCGGUCAUCGCUGUCCAAGGAAAUGCUGUGAAAAAUGUCCGCCAGAAAAUACAAAAAGCCUGACCAUUUUCAAGAAACUUCUUGAAUCCCCUUUGACAGCGAGGCGUUUCUAUUUUAGGGAAAAUUCCGAGGAAAGUUCCGAGGAAAGUUCCGACUGCGAUGAAGACGAAGAAAUUUUUUUAAACAGUUUUCUUGGAGACCAGAGGGAUGUAAGCGGGUACUUUAGGUCAUUGUGUCAGGAGAAGUGCCAGAAGGAACUUGAUUGUGGGCAUAAAUGUCCUAAUAAAUGUGGUGAACCCUGUCCACCUGUAAAAUCAGACGCUAUAAGGAAGUACUCGUGGGGCAUUAAGACUGAGUGUCGAGUAGGGGUGAAAAAGAAGCUUCCGGGCUGUGAUCACUACGUAAGCGUUCGCUGUUCCAUGGAUGUCAGUUCGUUCAUGUGCACAGAGAUAUGUGAGAAGGUGCUUCCAUGCGGCCAUCGCUGUCCAAGGAAAUGCAGUGAAGUUUGCCCGAAGAGACAACGGGAUGACGAAACCUUUCUCAAGGGUGUUCUUGGGCACCCGAGGGAUGUCAGGGCGUACCUUUUGUCAGUGUGUCAGGAGAAGUGUCAAAGGGAACUGGCUUGCGGACACAACUGUCCAAAUAAAUGUGGUGAACCCUGUCCACCGGUAAAAUCACAAAAAAUACGGAAGUCGCCGUGGGGCAUUAAGACCAAGUGUCAAGAAGAGGUGAAAAAGAAGCUUCCGGGCUGUGAUCACGACGUGAGCGUUCGCUGUUCCGCGGAUGUCAGUUCGUUCGUCUGCACAGAGAAAUGUGAGAAGGUGCUUCCGUGCGGUCACCCAUGUCCAAAUAAAUGCAUCGAGCCAUGCCCUGGGGAUAGGACCUUUAAGUUGAGAGCCACGAAAGGUUCCAAAAAUUACAGAAAACGUACAGGCCCACGAGAAAGAUGCGAAGUUGUGGUCCAGAAAGCUCCACCAUGCGGUCACAAGACUAAAUCCAUGCCUUGCUGGAAGGCAGAGUCUUCUGCUCAUAUACCGUGUAAUUUUCCAUGCGGUGCUGUACUUAAGUGUGGUCAUAGGUGCACUGGUAAUUGUGACAGCUGUAAGCAGGGAACACAACACCAACCGUGUCCUAAAGUAUGCAACAGGCAGCUCCUCUGUGGCCACAAUUGCACUGGCUCAUGUGGUGGCUGUUGCUCCCCAGAUUGUAGGAGAUGCCGUGAUGACUUGAGACAGGGUUCCAGUCAAGAUUUGACGUCAUCUUCACCUUGUAAACACAAUGUCACACAUCGAUACCUGAAGACGAAUGCAUGUUUCCGACCUUGCAACCAAAAACUGAAAUGCAAACAUCCCUGCAUUGGUGUGUGCGGUGAACCGUGCCCUCCUUUUUGCAAUGUCUGCGACAAAAAGAGUGUUCGAACCAAUUUACCCAAAGGACAGUUUCAUCCCAGGGAUAUGUACGUCUAUCUCCCAGACUGUAAGCACCCGUGUCAGGUGCAGUCCCUGGAUAGGACGGUUGCAGCUGUCAAGAACACCAUUGAUAAAGGCUGCUUUCAGAUUCGGUACGUCCUGUGUCCGAAAUGCAAGGAGCCAAUUCGCCAUUGUUCCCGUUAUGAUGGUGUUCUCCAGAUCAUGAGAGAGUCGAUAAAUACAGCCAGACAUAUUUGCCGUCAAAAUAGCAUAGCUUUGCAGAAGAAUGAUGGCGCUACGACACCCUUGUCAUUUACCGCGGGCAAAUGGAUGAGAUGUCGUCGAGGUCACGUUUUCCAUCUAGAGGAAGGCAGCAGCAAAGUAGGGGGAGGCCAGGAACCAAUUGCCUGCCCAGAGUGCUUAAAACAAAAGAGCAGUUAGACUUGUUGAUUUGACUAGAAUCUGAAACUGCGUCCUCAACGCAGUUAUCAAACGCCAAUCAAAGGUAGAAUUGGCUUGCGAUUAACUCCUUCACGUGAGGUAAUGUGCAGGAACCGUGGCAUUUGUGCGGGUUCAGUAUGCUCUCCGUCAUACCGGGAGAAUACUCUUGCACCGAGAGUAAUGCGCACGCAACAUUUUCCUGCACUCGGGAGUAGCAAGAGUAACACACUCGAACGCACCCCGAAAGAGUGGCGUGUGGCAGUCACGUGGUAUACAUACGCACGUGUGCGUGUAACAGGCGCAGAGUGCACCUGACCAAUUUUCAUUUUAUUACAACACUGUAUUACAUUGUGUUUAUUCACUGAAUAAUCAAUCAAUAAAACCAAAUUGUGCUCGGGUGUUUUUUGGCGCUAAUAAGUGAAAAUGGUGUAUACAAUAUAAUCAAUAUUAUAGUGAAAGCGUAGCGUAUUAGGCGUAUGAGCCUAGUUCUUUUUACCAGUACUUGUUUCUGAAAAGAUAUUCACACUAAGUUUCGUUUAAUUGAAUAUGCAGUAGCUCAUUUGUUUUUAAACUAGAUGAGAUUUGUAUGAGUAUUAGAUAUUUAGAAUCUAAUUCCGGAGUGUAAACGUUACUUAAUAUUUACUUGCAAAUUAAAACACAACAAAUGUACUAAGUAACAAUUGGGAUUUUAACUUAAGCGUUAAUAUUGGAAUAUCAACAAACUGUACCUAAGACUAUGUAAGUACGUUUGAACUUGUGUUGGCCGUAUAUUUGGUUUUACAGGAGAGUGUGCGUAGUCAGAUGUGUAAUAAUUACUGUGCUAACAGUCCUUUAUAUCGGUACGCCAGUGAAAGGCAACAGUAAUAUUAAAGGUCUUUUUCGUCCGAAGAUAGCCAAAAUGUACGUAUAUCCAGCAAUGGACAAAGCCCUGAAAUGAUGGGCCUAAUGUAAAUAUCAGACUGCACCCCAAAUGAUUCAAACAAGUAAAUUAUGACAUGUACUGUCGGGAAUCGGGUCCAUGGACAAUGAAAGGAGGUCAUUUCUCGAGCAGCGUUUUUCGUAUAUAGAUAUAUCUGAGACUGUUAAUUCAAGUCGAUGAUGUUGAUUUGGAGAAAUGGAAUGUAUUGUUAUUGUUACUUCGUUUGAAGCUGGAACAAUUAUUAAUACGUGUUUUAAUUUGAUAAGAAACUUUGGAAUUGAUUGCUACACGGCGUUUGUAUAUAUUUUCAAUUUUACUGUACACGGUGGUGCAAAAAGAAGGAAACCCACUUUUCACAGCAAUUUUCACCUAGGCCUACUUGUUGAGCAUAUUUCCAAAAUUCAAUUUGAUGGUAUUAAAAUAUUGAUCUUUUACUUACAUUCAUUAUAUUACAGAUUAUAACAAUUUAUAUUCUUGAGAAAACUGCUGUAGACAGGCAUUAUAACUGUGUAUCCCUUUCUUGACAUAGUGAAAUGUAUGGAUUUCAUGACAUAUAAAUAAAAGAUACAAAUGAUUUAUAAUAUACUUCAUAUACUUGGAACACAACAUAAAUUACACAAUAGGUUUGAGUUAUUGUAUCCAGUAGAUUAUUUGCGUAUUUUAAUAUCGUUUCAAGUUUAUGUUUAAUGUUCAUUGUCAAGUGGGGCCUCAUUGUGAUCCCUGUUUACCUUCACAUCACGCAACAGAAUAAUAUCUGACACAUGGGCGUCGCCAGGAUUUUUUUCCAAGGGG
This is a messenger RNA of Patiria miniata (bat star), 8934 nucleotides long. RefSeq names its product NFX1-type zinc finger-containing protein 1-like. Gene Ontology annotation, cellular component: nucleus; nuclear RNA-directed RNA polymerase complex. Lineage: Eukaryota; Metazoa; Echinodermata; Asteroidea; Valvatida; Asterinidae. Bases 606 to 7223 code for a protein of 2205 amino acids. The record is from RefSeq and is a predicted model, not a curated record. The transcript has 2 exons. Gene Ontology annotation, molecular function: zinc ion binding; helicase activity. Gene Ontology annotation, biological process: regulatory ncRNA-mediated heterochromatin formation.